This is a messenger RNA of Exophiala viscosa, 1364 nucleotides long. Its product is annotated as nucleoside-diphosphate-sugar epimerase. Lineage: Eukaryota; Fungi; Ascomycota; Eurotiomycetes; Chaetothyriales; Herpotrichiellaceae. Bases 331 to 1293 code for a protein of 320 amino acids. The transcript has a single exon. The record is from RefSeq and is a predicted model, not a curated record.
UUCCCUCACCAUCACUCACCCGCUUUUUCUGUCACCGGCGUCAAAGACCGAGUGCUCCGACAACUCCAAGUGCGGAGGUGCGAACUAUGGGUGCGGUUAUGGAGUCUGAAGCUUCAUUUCUCAAUGCGCGCGGCAGGAAAUCCGUGACUGAGAGAAAACAGUGCUCUUUUCUUCAGGGAAUCAUUUAAAAGUCUCUGGGCUCUCAGUACCAACAAAAAAUCCAUCCGACAUCAAAGGAGCAUCAUUUUCGAUCGCGGAGGUGACGAUUGAAAAGCAUACGACGAUCAAUAAUCACAACCAACCUUGAAAAGUCUCACUAUCAUCACCGCCAUGAAGGUCCUCAUCACUGGAGCUGGCGGCUUCCUGGGUCAGUUCUUAGCACGAGAACUGCUCUCGAACCCAGAGCACAAAGUCGUCCUAACAGACAUCGUUGACGUCCCUGUCCCCAAGGGCGCCAGAAACCCUCACAAUGCCACAUGUAUCAAGGGCGACCUACUCAAAGACCGCAGCGUCGUCACACCGGAUCUGGACGCCGUCUACAUCUUCCACGGUAUCAUGUCAUCAGGAUCAGAAGCCAACUAUGAUCUGGGAAUGAGUGUUAAUUUGGAGAGCACACGGCUUCUCCUAGAGACGAUCCGACAAGUCAGACCAGGAUUAAGAGUCAUUUACGCCUCAAGUCAAGCUGUCUACGGCCGUCCCCUACCAGAUGUGAUUACCGAGUCUGUCCUUCCUACACCGGAAGGAUCCUACGGUGCUGCCAAAUUCAUGUGCGAGACGCUGAUCAACGACAUGAACCGCAAAGGCUUCAUCGAUGCCUUCGUACUCCGGUUCCCAACAAUCAGCGUACGGCCAGGCAAGCCCGCCCCAGCAGCGUCAGCAUUCAUCUCAGGCAUCAUCCGCGAACCACUAGAAGGAAAGGAGUGUAUCGUCCCCGUCAAAGACCGACAUUUCCCGUCAAACGUGUGCAACCCCAAGACCCUUAUCUGGAACCUGGUAUACGCUCUCACCUUGAAGAGUGAUGCCCUGCCCAAGCACAAGCGCGUGCUCAACUCACCGGGCAUUUGUGUGACGAUUCAAGAAAUGAUGGAUGCGCUGGCCAAGGUCGGUGGGGAGGACAAGUUACAAUACAUCAAGGAGGAGCACGACGAAUUCCAAGCCAGAAUUUUGUACUCGUGGGCGUACAACUAUGACAAUUCGCUAGCAUUGAGCCUGGGAUUUAAGAAGCCGGAAAACUUUGAGGAGGCAGUCAAGGAGUAUAUCGAGUAUAUGGAGGAGCAGAAGAAGUUGAAAUAAAGGGAUGUGGUGAAGCAGGUCUUAUUUCAGGUAUAGCCGUAUCAAUGCAUUACUGGGUGGAUAUGGUAUGA